This is a messenger RNA of Drosophila obscura, 1805 nucleotides long. RefSeq names its product cell division cycle protein 73-like. Lineage: Eukaryota; Metazoa; Arthropoda; Insecta; Diptera; Drosophilidae. The transcript has 2 exons. The record is from RefSeq and is a predicted model, not a curated record. Gene Ontology annotation, biological process: positive regulation of transcription elongation by RNA polymerase II; transcription elongation by RNA polymerase II. Gene Ontology annotation, molecular function: RNA polymerase II complex binding. Gene Ontology annotation, cellular component: Cdc73/Paf1 complex. Bases 800 to 1750 code for a protein of 316 amino acids.
GCUGUGCUGCUUGCCCAGGCUCAGGCAUCCCCCAGAGGCGGCUCAGGCGGCAUCCGUUGGCUGGCUGGAGUUUAAAAUUUCUAUUAGUAUUUUCUAGAUACUGUUUAUCGGGCACUUAUUGGUAUUGGUAUUUUUUGUUGUUGCCGCUCAAAAAGCGCAAAGGCUUAAAUUUCGUUUUUCUGCAUUGGCAUUUUUUUAUAUAAACAAAUUCGUUUUAUGUAAUAGUUCGCUCAGUUGCUCAUCCAUCCGGGGGUUCGGUUUGUUUUUGUUCUGUCCUCUCAAAUAAAGAAAAAAUGAAGGAAAAAACUUUGAAUACUGAAAGGACUCCAUCUCUGGAGACCGUUGAGCGCAAAAAGGAAGCUGCUGACUGCGCCGAGUCUGGCCAGUGCCUGGCCGAAAAUCUCAAGCAGCGGGAGGCGAUAGAAGCGCUGGAGGAGCACAAGGCAAGGGUGGGCAGGCGGCUGGAGGCCACAAAACGCUGGACAGGAGACGCUCACAAAGAUGAAAUCGCCAAGCCCUUGCGUGGAAUGUACACUCCUUAUCCGCAGUCCACGUCCUCCUCCUCGCUUUUGAGUCAGAAAGAAGCCGCCGCCAAAAAGGCAGCAGCACGCCAAGGAAAGUCUGCUGCUGCGCGGAGGCUCGUUCCAGCGAGGAUAGCGAUGCCGACUAUCCCUCCAGCAUACCGUAUGAUAGACUCUGCUCUCCGUCUCCGUCGCCCUUCCUCAAACGGAAGGCGGCCACACGCACGGACUGGAAGCCAGUGCCCAAGACUCCUCGUGCUAAGGAGGGAGCUGCCGUCAUGAUUCCAUUGGGUGGGGACGUGGGGACAUUCACCAGUGAGGACUAUUCCGACGUAUGCUUCUCCUCUUCCUCCUCCUCCUCGUCCGCCACCACCACUUCGUGCUCCUCCACUUCCUCCUGCAGUGAGGUUAGCUUUUCGGACUCAUCCAGCGAGGAUACCGAUACCACUACCGACUCGCCCAAGACGCCUGCAGGUGCUGCAGGUGGUGCAUCGCAGGCAGCGACUGCUUCGAUUGCUGGCUGGCCAAAGUACAGCCGCUACGAACAGGAGAAAUUCCUCCAACCGCUGGCCACUCAAACGGACUUUGUGAUCAAUACGCUGGGCAGUCACUUUCCCAAGGGACCCUAUCGCCUCCAGAGCUUGGAUCAGCUGCAUCCCACGGAACUGGCCAUUAUGCGCUUGCCCAUCAUAGUGGUGCCAGCAGACCCCAAUGGUCUGAUCACUUUGAAUAAUAUCAGGGAUAUGCUAAUGGAUCUGAAGUUCAAGAAGCCGCAGCCAAAAGAGCAGCAGCUGCCCUGGGGUCCGGUAGAGGAGCGUCCCCAGCAGGUCAUUAUAGAGCGCUGGUUUGCGGGUGGCAUCAAUAGAAAAUAUAGAAUCAUCGAUAAUGUCAGCAAAUUGUCGUGCGAUGAGUGGCGUCGCAUUGUGGCCGUGUUUGCUUGCGGUCCCAUCGAACAGUUCAAGAACUGGUGGCCCUGGAAGGGUAAUCCCAAGUUUAUCUUCCUCAAUGUGUGCGCCUUUCACAUGUACUUGAAGGGCACACCCGUGCACCAGGAUCUCGUCAAGCUGUUGGAAACGAAGGAAGUCAAUCCCCUCGAAAUGAAUCUCGCAGAGCCGUACACACACAGCGGCACACUGCUUUCAUUUUGGGGCACGCUGGACAAGUUUGUCCACAGCAAUGGCAGAUUUCGCUUCCUCUUGGAGGAUUAUUAUCCAGCCAACGAAUACUAGCGGCAGCCAGUAAAAGAAACAAGCCACCAAUCUAUCAAAAAGAGUUCAAUAAAUU